Molecule: messenger RNA, 2176 nt
Organism: Myotis myotis
Lineage: Eukaryota; Metazoa; Chordata; Mammalia; Chiroptera; Vespertilionidae
Gene: GCM1
Product: glial cells missing transcription factor 1
Exons: 6
Coding region: 158-1462 (434 amino acids)
Biological process (GO): cell differentiation involved in embryonic placenta development; regulation of transcription by RNA polymerase II; gliogenesis
Cellular component (GO): nucleus
Molecular function (GO): RNA polymerase II cis-regulatory region sequence-specific DNA binding; DNA-binding transcription activator activity, RNA polymerase II-specific
Source: RefSeq, a predicted model, not a curated record
UUGAAUCACUGUUGCUAACUUUCAAAGAGCAUCAGAAAAUAGUCUCUUGGUCUAAGCUGCUUGAGUGGACUGAUCCAACUAUAAUUACGAGCAAAAUCCUGAAGCACUGCUAAAGGGAGUGAAAUACACAGAAAUUGGUGGCUGACCUGACUUUACCAUGGAACCUGAGGAUUUUGAUUCUGAGGACAAAGAGAUAUUAAGCUGGGAUAUCAAUGAUGUCAAACUGCCACAGGAUGUGAAAAAGAUAGACUGGUUCCAAGAAUGGCCGGAUUCCUACGAGAAGCACAUCUACAGCUCGGAAGACAGGAGCGCGCAGAGGCACCUGAGCAGCUGGGCCAUGCGCAACACCAACAACCACAACUCGCGCAUCCUCAAGAAGUCCUGCCUGGGCGUGGUGGUGUGCAGCCGCGACUGCUCCGCCAAGGAGGGCCGCAAGAUCUACCUGAGGCCUGCGAUCUGCGACAAAGCCCGGCAGAAGCAGCAGAGGAAACGCUGUCCCAACUGCGAUGGGCCCCUGAAGCUCAUUCCCUGCCGAGGCCAUGGGGGCUUCCCAGUCACCAACUUCUGGAGGCAUGAAGGACGCUUCAUAUUUUUCCAGUCAAAGGGAGAACACGAUCAUCCAAAGCCAGAAACCAAAAUGGAAGCCGAGGCAAGAAGAACAGUGAAGAAAGUGCAGGUGGCAUCUUCCUCCGUCUCCUUAAAGCUGAACAGGAGCCCAGAGGCAAAGUCUGUUCCUGGUGAAGCACCAAGUUGGGGGAAUUUACCUUUAAACUGGUCUUUCCAGGAAAGCAUCCACCUGCCUGGUGGUGACGGUGGGCUUUUGACGGCUGGCAUCCCCCAUCAGAAGUCACCGAAUGAAGGCUUAUUUAAGAGCUAUGGUUUGGGGGGAGCCGCUGAUCUGGCAGACCCCACUUCUACCGUGGGCCCCUCUGAGCUCUAUGAGAAAUGCAAAGUGUCCAACACUCGGAUCUAUGGUGCUGGGGACCUGCUUCAGCCUCCUGUCCCUGGAGUCCUCUCUGAUUACAGUGAUCUGCAAACAUGGAAUAAAAGCGCUGCUUUGGGAAGAAAUCCUCUUAACGACAACGUGUGUCCCAGUUACCCCUUCCCCCAGGCCGGCUGGCCUUAUGACUUCCCCCCUCCCCAGAACGCUUUAGAUCCCCUUUCUCAGCAGAUCCCAGUGGAACCACCUUCAGCCAAAACUGGCUGUCUCCCGUUAUGGCCAAGCCCAGGGGCGGAUCUCUAUGAAGAGAAGGUGCACGUGGAGUUUAACAGCUACUACCCUCCCACCACGUGCCAUUCGCCUCAGGAAGACCCCUUCCUCUUUACCUAUACCUCUUAUCCUCACCAUCAGUAUUCGCUGCCAGGCAAGAGCAGCAAGUGGAAUUUUGAUGAAGAAAUGAGGUACGUGGGUCUGGAUCACUACAACAACGAAAUGCUUCUCAACCUCUGUCCUUUAAGAUGAACCCAAUCUGAACCCUUGUGCACGGUUCGUACAUAUGUGAUUUGGUGCAGUCACUGUGGAGAAACAGUAUGGAGGUUCCUCAAAAAAAUUAAAACUACCACAGGGUCCAGCAAUCCUCUUCUGGAUAUGCGUAUAUCCAAAGGAAACAGAAUCACCGUCUUGAAGGAAUAUCAGUACCCCUUGUUCAUUGCACCAUUUUUGACAACAGGCAACACGUGGAAACUACUUAAUGUCCACUGAUGGAUGAAUGGAUAAAGAAGUUGUGGUACAAAUAUAAAUAAUGGAACACUAUUUAGCCAUAAAAUAGAAGGAAAUCCAGCCAUUUGCUACAAUAUAGAUGGACUGUAAGGGCAUUCUGCUAAGUGAAAUAAGUCAGACAGAGAAAGACGAAUACUAUAUAAUUUCACUAGAUGUGGAAACUUAAAAAAGAAAAAACCAAAUUCUAGAAACAGAGGUCAGAUUUGUGGUUUCCAGAGGCAGAAAGAAGGUAAGGGGAAGGGUUAGAUAAUUGGGUAAAUAUAAGUUUAUCUUCUAGAUAAAAGCCUAUAAUCAGAUCAUGUUUUGAAAAUCUUAUUUCCCAGUUAUUGUACCCUAUUUAAUCCAUGGCCACAAAGAUUUUCUCCUAUGUUUUCUUCCAGCAGCUUUAUAUUUUCAGCUCUUACAUUUAGGCGAGCGUUCCACGUCUCAUUGAUUUUUGUGCAUGGUAUAAGGUAA